GCGGCCGCACUGAGCAGAGGAACGGCGCCGGCAGCGCGGAGCCGCCGGCAUGAGCACCCCUCACCGCCCCGCGCCCCGGGCCCGGCCUUUCUGACAAGAGUUUUUUAAAGGUUAUUGGAUACCGACGGUGCGCCAGCGUUGUAAGGUGUGCAACGCUCAAUAGAACAUGGUCCCAGCGCACCAGGACGAGGCAGUCCCACGGUCAGGAUUAAACGAGGGCUUCAGUUGAGUUUCGAAAAGAACUCAGGAGCUUGUCUCUAACGCUGGUGAUUUUAGACGUGUCUUUCAAGAUCCUCUCACCCAAAACCUCCUUUCACGGAGAUGAAACUGAGUCCCAGGGAAGUCAGGUGACUUGCUGAAGGUCACCCAGUCAGUCCGUAACAGUUUCAGCCCAGUUGCAGUUUCCACAUUAACCUGUUCCUUCUGCGAGGUGUGCUGAACACGACAUACCCUAGGACGUUUCAGACCUGUGUAAAUGUAGUAAUGUAGGUAGCGCUUUUCUGAAAUAAAAUACAUCUUUGUAAACUUUUUUUCUUGUAUAGUGAGUCUUUGGACUCCUUGAGGAUGUUCCAUUUUGGACUUUUGAAUAUCCUCUUGCCAACUUUCAGCAUAAACUAACAUUCUUACGGAUCAUCCUUGGCAGAACAAGUAGACUCAUUAGAUUUAUUUUUCUUCCUCACUUUUAAAUAGGGAAGUAAAUAGUCACACCGGGACUCCCAGUGUGUGUUUAGAGAAGUCCACGUAGGCUUGGGCUGAGUGCUUAAAGUAGAGGGAGAUUAUGUGCCUCGCAGCAGGACCCCUGGACGAGGAUCAGGCUCCAGUGUUGAAUGUGUGGUCUGCUGAUAGUGCAGCUGGGGAUUUCAGCCGAGCGUCUUCUGCCAGAGCGCUUGGCACUGCUGCCAUUUGGAGAUAGUUCGCUGAGAUCACAGUGUACAGUUAGAAAACAGGGUUUGAUGAAAGUUUUCUUUAUAACAAGUUUUCGGGGGAGGAUUUGAGAUGCAGUAGUUAUUUUUUCCCACUUUUGUUUUUUGUGUAUCUCCAGGCCUGAUACCUUAACGUGUUUUUAUUUGUUCUCUCGUUGAAGAGAACGAUUCAAGAACUACUUCUCUUGGUUAUCAGAGUUGUUGAAUCACAGCAUUUCAGAGCUAAAAAGAACUCAGAGGCCGUCUAACCUGGCGCAGCCACUUGAGAGGCGCAGGGAUGCGGAGGAGGGGUGGGGUCCCCAGUUUGCUGGUGGCAGGGCUGGCGUCUUUCUUCACCUUUUCUUACUGUGUUAUUACCUCCCUCACCCUUGCAUUUAAGUAUUUGGUGAUUUUUGUGUGCAUAGAAUUAUGACCUAUUGAGGUCCCUUUCUACCUUCAGCUUUGGGUAUGUGUCAGUACAGACUUAAUUCCCCCCAUCAUGGCCUGUACCCCGUUUGUUUAUGUUUUGCAGGUGUGAGAGGAUUGCUGUUCUGUUACGAUCAUGGUGCAAAAAUACCAAUCGCCGGUGCGGGUCUAUAAACACCCCUUUGAAUUAAUCAUGGCUGCCUAUGAAAGGAGGUUUCCUACAUGUCCUUUGAUUCCAAUGUUCGUGGACAGUGACACUGUGAAUGAAUUCAAGAGUGAAGAUGGAGCUGUCCAUGUCAUUGAACGGCGCUGCAAACUGGACAUAGACGCUCCCAGGCUGUUGAAAAAGAUUGCAGGGGUUGAUUAUGUUUAUUUUGUCCAGAAAAACUCCCUGAACUCUCGGGAACGUACUUUGCACAUCGAGGCCCACAAUGAAACGUUUUCUAAUCGGGUCAUCAUCAACGAGCACUGCUGCUAUAGCGUUCACCCUGAAAAUGAAGACUGGACCUGUUUUGAACAGUCUGCGAGUUUAGAUAUUAAAUCUUUCUUUGGUUUUGAAAGUACAGUGGAAAAAAUUGCAAUGAAGCAGUACACCAGCAACAUUAAAAAAGGGAAAGAAAUCAUUGAAUACUACCUUCAUCAGUUAGAAGAGGAAGGCAUCACGUUUGUGCCCCGCUGGACGCCGCCUUCCCUUGCGCCCUCCUCAGAGGCAGCUUCCUCCUGCAAGAAACGGGCGGUGGCCACAGCUGUUGUCAUCCCCGACACUGCCCUGACGGAAGGGCCGAGCAGCGAGGCCCUCAGUAAUGCUGGCGGGGCCCCCGAACCAUUGGUGGGAACCCCUGACGAUAAAUUAGAUGCAGACUACAUCAAGAGAUACCUGGGCGACUUGACCCCCCUGCAGGAGAGCUGCCUCAUCAGACUUCGCCAGUGGCUCCAGGAGACCCACAAGGGCAAGAUCCCCAAAGAUGAGCACAUUCUUCGGUUCCUACGCGCUCGGGACUUCAACAUCGACAAAGCCAGGGAAAUAAUGUGCCAGUCCUUAACCUGGCGGAAGCAGCACCAGGUCGACUACAUUCUGGACACCUGGAACCCUCCGCAGGUCCUUCAGGAUUACUACGCGGGCGGUUGGCACCACCACGACAAAGACGGGCGGCCCCUCUACGUGCUCCGGCUGGGGCAGAUGGACACCAAAGGCUUGGUGCGUGCCCUCGGCGAGGAGGCCCUGCUGAGAUACGUUCUCUCCAUAAACGAAGAAGGACUAAGACGGUGUGAAGAAAAUACGAAGGUCUUUGGUCGACCUAUUAGCUCGUGGACCUGCCUGGUGGACCUGGAAGGACUGAACAUGCGCCACCUGUGGAGACCCGGCGUCAAAGCCCUGCUGCGCAUCAUCGAGGUGGUGGAGGCCAACUACCCCGAGACGCUGGGCCGCCUCCUCAUCCUGCGCGCCCCCCGCGUGUUCCCCGUGCUCUGGACGCUGGUUAGUCCAUUCAUUGACGACAACACCAGAAGGAAGUUCCUUAUUUAUGCAGGAAAUGACUACCAGGGUCCUGGCGGCCUGCUGGACUACAUAGACAAAGAGAUCAUUCCAGAUUUCCUGAGCGGAGAGUGCAUGUGUGAAGUGCCAGAGGGCGGGCUGGUCCCCAAGUCUCUGUACCGGACUGCGGAGGAGCUGGAAAACGAAGACCUGAAGCUCUGGACCGAAACCAUCUACCAGUCCGCGAGUGUCUUCAAAGGCGCUCCGCAUGAGAUUCUCAUCCAGAUUGUGGACGCCUCUUCAGUGAUCACCUGGGACUUUGACGUGUGCAAAGGGGACAUAGUCUUCAACAUCUAUCACUCCAAGAGGUCGCCGCAGCCCCCCAAGAAGGACUCCCUGGGCACCCACGGCCUCACCUCCCCCGGAGGGAACAACGUGCAGCUGAUAGACAAGGUCUGGCAGCCGGGCCGCGACUACAGCAUGGUGGAAUCGCCGCUCAUCUGUAAAGAAGGAGAGAGCGUGCAGGGCUCUCACGUAACGCGGUGGCCGGGCUUCUACAUCCUGCAGUGGAGAUUCCACAGUAUGCCCGCUUGUGCCGCCACCAACCUGCCGCGGGUGGACGACGUGCUGGCCUCCCUGCAGGUGCCCUCGCACAAGUGCAAAGUGAUGUACUACACAGAAGUGCUCGGCUCUGAGGACUUCAGGGGCUCCAUGACCAGCCUGGAGUCCAGCCACAGCGGGUUCUCACAGCUGAGCGCUGCCACCACCUCCUCCAUCCAGUCCCACUCCAGCUCCACGGUUUCCAGGUAGUGCAGCAAGGGGAUGGCGCUCCGCGGGACGCCGGCUCCACCUGCCCGGGUGACCGCAGACGCCGCUCACCCUCUAGAUAGCAAAACUAGUCUCCAGAUGGUAAACUAGUCGUUGUGGUCCCGGAGCUAUCUCCACAGGUAGUUUUACUCUCCCCUGACGCUAACUCGAUAGCCAUAGAUUUUGUUCACUCCGUGUGCAGAAUCAGAGCAGAGCACAAGGGCUCGCCUGGGAGAACAGUAGUUCAUGUUCCACUUAAGAGACUGACUUCUGUCUCACGUUGAUGCAAAAAAAAUUUUCCAGGAAACUCCACCCAACGGUUUGAUUGUACAUUAGUGAACGGGUUUUUGUAACAUCCUCAGAGACGAGGCCAGCUCCUUGUGGGGAGCAGAAAGCUGCACCCGUGUCCCAUGAACCGCCUCCAGCCCUCGCCCCGCUGUUGUCAAGAUGUGUGUCGAUUGAGCGACAGCCCUCAGGGCCCUGUCCCUCUGAGCAGACGCUGUAACUCCGCAGGACUCAGAAGCAGCCGCUGGGGGCGCCACCCUCCUCCGGCCGACCCACCCGCCGUCCUGAAGCGGCGCUGGUGGGCCCGGGGGACCUUAGGGGCACCCCAGGACUCCAAGGAAAACGCCACCAUCCUUAGCCGCUGCUGUCUCUCCAAAUGUUUAUGACGCUUUUCAGAGCAGGGUUUCUCUGCCCGUGAACGAGCGUGGGGGAUUCUUGCCCUCUCUGCUCCUGGUGUGCUGCUCUUCCUGCCCUCGGGAUGCCUGUUCUGAACUCACCUGUGUUCAUCUCCCGGUGUCUCCGGGAGCUUCAUGUCACCACAGCCCAGGUGGUCCUUCUAGAAGAGCAGUCAGAAAGCCAGGUCCGUGUUCCUUGUAGCCAGCCAGCUUUCUCACGGCUACCAGUCAAGGCAGUGUGAGCCUUGUAGGAGUUCUGCUGCUUUGUACGCGGACUGGGGCGUGUGCGCGCGUGCGGCCACGGGGUGCCGGUAGGGGGCAGGGGGUUAUAGAAAUUCUGUUCGAGGAACAAAGGAUUCUUCAUGGAAGCAAAUCAGACUGUGGGAUGAGUUUGCCCUUUGUGUUUCCUUUUGUUCCCGAUUCCAAAGGCGGCGGUCUCGUUAGGCCCAUACCGCAGCUUGUUACGGAACAGUCGGCUCCCGCAGCGACACAGGGCUGGUCUGUACGGCAGAGAUGCGCGGUGUGUGGCAGAGGUGGUGCUUUUAAAGAUGAGCCAAACCAGCACGGCCCCCUCCAUGAUAGGCAGGUGCCCCCAGGCUGGCUGUCUUAGGACCACUCUGAUUCGGUGGCCGGGUGGCCUGUGAUGGAGUGUGUGUGCCCCACGGGGCGGUGUCAGAAGGCCAGGGCAGACGUGGGGCAGGCGGCCCCGGAGCCCCAGCCCCUCAGCGUCGACUGCGCUCUGUAGAGGCCUGCCUCCUGCCUCUCUAACCACUGCCUCCUGGGCUGGAGCUCUGCGUUUCGAGGUCGAGCUCAUGUCGGCGCCUGACGCCUGUUCCAGAAGGCAUGGCAGGGUGACUGAAUGCAUCUGUGCUGUGUCCAGAUGGCUUCCUGUUUCCAGACUACAAGGGCCUGAAGAUGGUCCCUUCUCUCUCUCUCUCUCUCUCUCUCUCUCUCUGUGUGUGUCUCAGAUGGCGAUUUUGCUGACAGCUGCAAAGAAAACGCUUCGCCUGACAGUCCACAUCUGCCCAGAGAUGUUGGUAGAGCUCUGAAUUGCUGCCACUUCCCCCAGCCCCAGUCUGGAGAUCUGGUUUUUUUAAGUUGAUUGAAAAGUGGCGCUGUUUUAUCCCCAAAGAGUGUAAUGAGCCUUUCAGAGCUGAAAGCACAUCCCGGCACAGACGCUGACAGGGUUUCCUGCUGAGUGAAACCCCUCAUGCUCUCUGUGAAGGGGCUGGGGCCACCUGAGUGGUUCUCCAGUUCGCACUGUCUGUCCUUGCCGUACCUGCCACUCUGACUCGCUGCUGUCCCUUCUCCGGGCACUAACAAGUCUUUUGGUUUCCCCCACUCUGUUACUAAUGUCUGCAUUCUCUUUCCUCCCUAAGCUCAUUAUUUGCAUAUCGAACUCUGUAAAUGUUUUAUAAACUUAUUACCUCACUCUUGGUAAUACGAUACUGAUAGUCUUUAAAAGAUUUUUUUAUUGUUAUCCGUAAUAAAUGUGAACUGUUUAAAGAAAAA
Messenger RNA from Trichechus manatus latirostris (Florida manatee), 5801 nucleotides. RefSeq names its product SEC14 like lipid binding 1 (gene SEC14L1). The transcript has 16 exons. Lineage: Eukaryota; Metazoa; Chordata; Mammalia; Sirenia; Trichechidae. Bases 1465 to 3612 code for a protein of 715 amino acids. Gene Ontology annotation, cellular component: cytoplasm; cytosol. Gene Ontology annotation, biological process: negative regulation of RIG-I signaling pathway. The record is from RefSeq and is a predicted model, not a curated record. Gene Ontology annotation, molecular function: RIG-I binding.